AUGUUUCUGUCCUGCUACUUACAGAAAGAUUGGUACUGGGGCCCUAUUUCAUAUGAGCAGGCUGCCCUGAUACUCAAAGACAAAGAGGAUGGCUCCUUCCUUGUCCGGGACAGCUCUGAUCAAAAGUACUUGCUGAGCCUGAGCUUUAAGUCACUUGGGGAGGUUCAUCACACAAGAAUUGAACACGCAAAAGGUACUUGUGAUCAUAGAAAUACCUGCGUUCAGGUUGAAGCAUUGAGAAAUAUACAAAGGGAUUGGAGAAACCUAAAGGGCAAUACAAGAAAGUGGAAGUUUUGGACAAAAACCCUUGGACAGCAGAAAUAGUUAAGACAGAGGCAAACGCUCUUACCUUGCCCACUUUGUAUAUUUCUUAUUUUGAUAACAGUUUUUUUUUAUUAGCCUUCGCAUCGAAUUGAAGAAAAAUCAAUUCAGAAAAGUCAUUUCAGUAAAUGUAAAUUCCUUUUGCUUGAGUACAGGUCUGUUCAGUUUUUGGUCCCAGCCAGAAUCCCACGGUAAAGCCAGAAUUUGUGAGUUCAUUGAGAAGUCCAUACAGAACUCAAAAGAUGGUAGAUUUCUUUACUUUCUUCGACCCAGCGCAAGAGGCACACCCCCUCUCCCCAUUCGCCUGCUGUUUCCAGUGCCAAGAAAUUUUAGAGUUGCAACUCUUAAACAUUUAUCAAGGUGA
Molecule: messenger RNA, 685 nt
Organism: Lymnaea stagnalis (great pond snail)
Lineage: Eukaryota; Metazoa; Mollusca; Gastropoda; Lymnaeidae
Source: the annotation of a GenBank genome assembly